Medicago truncatula (barrel medic) is the source of this 628-nucleotide messenger RNA. Its product is annotated as protein LITTLE ZIPPER 3. The coding region runs from base 122 to 340 and encodes 72 amino acids. Lineage: Eukaryota; Viridiplantae; Streptophyta; Magnoliopsida; Fabales; Fabaceae. The record is from RefSeq and is a predicted model, not a curated record. The transcript has 2 exons.
AAAUUAACACCUUCUCUCCCUCACUUCCUCAUUCACUCACAAUUUCUCUUCUCUUCUAUUAUCACAUUCUUCUUCUCCCAAAAGGGUAACUUCAGAAAGUUCUGAAUUUUUGUUGCCAGUGAUGGAAAAAUUGAACUCAAAGCUGUACUUGGAGAACUGUUACAUUAUGCAAGAGAAUGAGAAACUUAGGAAGAAAGCAAAGCUUCUGAAUGAGGAGAAUCAGGUUCUGCUAUCUCAGCUGAAACAGAAGCUUUCAAAGGGUGGUAGCAGCACUCAGAAUGGCAAUGGUCCAAGCACUGCUCUUAACCUUGGUCCAAGCAAUCCAAGUUCCAACAAUUAAGAAGCUUCUAUGCCCCACUAGAUAAUAAUAAUGUGCAAAAUUUUCUCUUCCUUUUUGGUGUAAAACAAUGUUGGAAGUAGUAGUAGUUGCAUUUUCUAUUCUAUCUAGGACAAUGGUAUAGUAAUUGUUCUCUACUAAGAGAACUUUUACUAUUAUUUUCAUGUUUAAUUAUUAUUUCUUUUAUUGGGGGGGUUUAUAUAUGAAUUUCUGGAAUAUAAGGUUGUGUAUGAUCAUAUGAUGUAUUCAGUCUUAUCUGCUAGAAAGGAAUAUAAUUUUAUUUUAUGUUUA